This is a messenger RNA of Apodemus sylvaticus (European woodmouse), 4401 nucleotides long. RefSeq names its product nucleus accumbens associated 1 (gene Nacc1). Gene Ontology annotation, biological process: regulation of transcription by RNA polymerase II. Gene Ontology annotation, molecular function: protein binding; RNA polymerase II cis-regulatory region sequence-specific DNA binding; DNA-binding transcription factor activity, RNA polymerase II-specific. The transcript is spliced from 6 exons. The record is from RefSeq and is a predicted model, not a curated record. Lineage: Eukaryota; Metazoa; Chordata; Mammalia; Rodentia; Muridae. Bases 312 to 1856 code for a protein of 514 amino acids.
UGGUUGCUGGGAAUUGUACUCAGGACCUCAGGAAGAGCAGUCAGUGCUCUUCACCGCUGAGCCAUCUCUCCAGCCCCUUGAACCUAAGUUUAAACCCUUCGCAUUCACUUUCCUGCGAUCUUGAUCCAGCUUCUUCAACUCGGCUCCAUGAAACCUCAUUUCCACAAAGAGCCUAAACUGUGCCUGGUACAACAGUCGUUCUCAUUUUACAAGAAACAGAAGUUCGAAAAUACAGAGCAACCUGUCUCACAGUCACUCAACUAGACCGUCUACAGCACCGAGACCCGGAGGAAGGAGAAGCCGCUGCUGCCAUGGCGCAGACCCUGCAGAUGGAGAUUCCAAACUUUGGCAACAGCAUCCUCGAGUGCCUCAAUGAGCAGCGACUACAGGGACUGUACUGUGACGUGUCAGUGGUGGUUAAGGGCCAUGCCUUCAAAGCCCACCGUGCUGUGCUGGCCGCCAGCAGCUCCUACUUCCGGGACCUAUUCAACAGCAGCCGCAGUGCUGUGGUAGAACUGCCGGCCGCCGUGCAGCCACAGUCAUUCCAGCAGAUCCUCACCUUUUGUUAUACGGGCCGGCUGAGCAUGAACAUGGGGGACCAGUUCCUGCUCAUCUACACAGCCGGCUUCCUGCAGAUCCAGGAGAUCAUGGAGAAAGGCACUGAGUUCUUCCUCAAAGUUAGCUCUCCAAGUUGCGACUCCCAGGGCCUGCACCCAGAGGAGGCCCCAUCCUCAGAGCCUCAGAGUCCUGUAGCGCAGACAUUGGGCUGGCCAGCCUGUAGUACACCACUGCCCCUUGUGUCACGGGUCAAGACAGAACAGGAGUUGGACUCGGUACAAUGCACACCCAUGGCCAAGAGGCUGUGGGAUAGCAGCCAGAAGGAGGCUGGAGGCAGUGGUGGCAGCAAUGGCAGCCGCAAAAUGGCCAAGUUCUCGACGCCAGACCUGGCCCCUAACCGGAUGCCCCAACCAGUCUCAGUGGCCACGGCUACAGCAGCAGUGGCUGUGGUUGCCGUGGGGGGAUGUGUGAGUGGGCCCAGCAUGUCAGAGCGGACCAGUCCAGGUACCUCCAGUGCUUACACCAGUGACAGCCCCAGCUCCUACCACAAUGAAGAGGACGAAGAAGAAGAUGCGGGUGAGGAAGGCACAGAUGAGCAGUACCGUCAGAUCUGCAACAUGUACACAAUGUACAGUAUGUUGAACGUGGGCCAGACAGCUGAGAAGGUAGAGGCCCUUCCUGAGCAGGUGGUCCUUGAGUCCCGUAGUCGCAUUCGAGUGAGGCAAGACCUGGCAUCUCUCCCAGCUGAACUUAUCAACCAGAUUGGCAAUCGCUGCCACCCAAAGCUCUACGAUGAAGGUGACCCCUCUGAGAAGCUGGAGCUCGUAACAGGCACCAAUGUAUACAUCACAAGGGCACAACUCAUGAACUGCCACGUCAGUGCAGGCACACGGCACAAGGUCUUGCUACGGCGGCUCCUGGCUUCCUUCUUUGACCGGAACACACUGGCCAACAGCUGUGGCACCGGCAUCCGUUCUUCCACCAAUGACCCCAGACGCAAGCCACUGGACAGUCGGGUCCUCCAUGCUGUCAAGUACUACUGCCAGAACUUCGCACCCAACUUCAAGGAGAGCGAGAUGAAUGCCAUUGCGGCCGACAUGUGCACCAAUGCCCGCCGAGUGGUACGUAAAAGCUGGCUGCCCAAGACCAAGCCAUUGCACCUGGUGGAGGGUGAUAACUACAGCAGCUUCAUCAGCGACACUGGCAAGAUAGAACCGGACAUGAUGAGCAUGGAACACAGCUUCGAGACAGCCAGCCACGAUGGCGAGGCUGGCCCUUCAGCUGAGGUUCUCCAGUAACAUAAUGUGACACCCCCUUACCGGAUGUCACACUCCCCCUCCUAUCACACCCCCACCUACCACCUACCUGGUCACGAUCUACUGUCUGUCCCUCCCCAGGACCUGUGAGGGGUGCUCCAUGCCCUCUAUCCGGAUGCAAGAGCUGGCUGACCAAGGCCAAGCCAGUGUACCUAGCAGAGGGUAGUGCCUACAGCAGCUUUCUCAAUGACCAUGAGGAAGGGCAGAACUUGAUAGGUAUAGAAUACAGCUUCCACACAGACAGCCCCCUCAGCGGAGGUCCUCCAGUACCUGCCCAGGACCCUCCCAUGGAUGUCACACUCCCCUCCUGUCACACACAUACCCCCACCACCUUAGUCACGAGCUACUGUCUGUCCCUCCCCAGAACCCGCAGGGGUGCUGCAUGCUCCCAGCCCCUCUGCCUCCCCGUCAUCCCACACCUUUUCCCCAAAGCAAGCUGGGCUGGGUCAAGAGAGGACAGGCAUCAGGUGGGAUCUGUGACCUUCCUCCACACUCAUGGGGAGCCCUGGCUCCCCUUCCUCUUAGGCAUUUCCCAGCACCAGGCCCGGCUAGGGGAUGGGCAGGACUCAGGAAGAGCCUGCCCUUCACUUGGCUGCUUGGGACUCCACGGGCCCAGGGGUUCUCUGGACCCCUCCCACCGUCCCCCAGUGCUUCCACGUCUCCAAAAGCGCCUUCCUGUCCCUCUUGUCUGUCCCUGCACCUUGGGGCUGGGGUAGGUGAGGCCAAGAGGGACUGUCUAUUUUACAAACUGAGGAAACAAGCCCAAAAGGCUUAGAGAAACUCCAGAACUGACCCUCUGUGACAGCCUCCAUCACACCCCUCCUAGUCCCACCCUGCUCUGCCUCUGUGGGUCCCCCUCAGCCCAAGAGGUCAUUCCAAGAGAGCAGUGCUCCUGUGGGCAGGCAAGGGUCUCAGGACAGGUUUCCAGUCUGGCAGAAUUGUGGGUGUGCGUGCGUGUGUGCGUGCGUGCCUGCGUAGAGUGUUUGCUUUUAAAAACAUGAAGAUCAAGAGGCAGCAAGACCAGGGUCGGAACCAGGGAGCAGGCUGGGAGACUGCUGUGCCCUUCUCCCAUCCGACCCUGGGCAGGGCUCCCAGCCCCCACCCCUGUACAUAACUUUUUGAAACAUUUUUUUAGCGAAUGAAAUAUUGAAGUAUAAGAUUUCCUUUUAUUUUUCAAAUCAAUGGGAAUGUGUCUAAGGUUCCCUGGGUCCCUGGGCUGUGGAAGGCAGGAUGCAGGGAAAACUGAAUGUGUGUGUGUAGAAUGUGGGUGCAUGUUUCCACAGGGGCCCAGUCCCAGUGCCCUAGGACUCCUGUGGAUCCAACCAGCUUCCUCUCCCCCGGGACUAGUUGAGGGUGUUCACAGGUCCCAGUGCGCUGAGCCCCCUCCUGGGGGAUGAGGUAGGCAGGGCCGCAUCCACUGGAGCUUGUGGAGCUUUCUGUGGCCGCACUCCUUUCCACUCUCGCUCGCUCUCCAGGAGCAGUCUUGUGGGUGUGAGUUUGACAUGUGAGCACAGGGUUUCUGUUACUCCCUCCAUUGACGUCCUUUCACCAUCUCACUGGUUCUGUUCUCGCCCUGACCUCCCUCCCUCUCCCCAACUCUGCAUUCUAGCUGCCUUUUCAGAGGCAGGGGAUGCAGGAUUGGAGAAGGUGGGAUGGAGCCUUUUGAGUCAGAUCUGGAGACCUGUCUCCAGGCCAGCAGCACCUCUAAUCUGCCAUGAUCCCUUGUAACAUCUGAUGGUGAGGGUGGGGUGUUAGGUCUAACUUGGCCCCCAGUACCUUAGCACUGGGUGGCCAAGUUGGGGGGGGGGGAGUAGACAUCCCUAGCUAAAGCACAAGCACCUUAGUCCUACCCCUCCCUCCACCCUGCCCUGGCCUGUUAUCCCACCUCCCCCAGCGAAGAUCCCAAAGCACAAUCUCCUGAGAACUUGGCAAGCAGCUGAGCCUGGCCGUAUGAGGGCGGGCAACGCUCCCUGCCCAGGCUUAGUGAGGGGCGGCUCCAUGGGACUGAGAGGUCUUGUAGAGUGGGCAGCAGAGCCCAUUGGUUCCAAGCACCUCAGGAGGUGGCCCUGACUCCCGGGGCUUGGGGUGAGGGGAGUAUAAAGCCAGGGGUGCAGGGGAGAAAACUACUCACUAGGAGAGCCAAAGACAGGGUUGUGCCUUACCUCAGGAGCCACCCCUGCGCCCCUCCUCUGGCAGUCAGCUGCUUGCCCUGCCCUCCUGAGAACUGCAUGGUCCCCACCCCAAGCACCCAGGAGGGUGAAAGAGUAACCCACUUAACAGGAAAGACAAGUAGGGGCAAACCCAGUGGCUACCCUCCACCCAUCCAUGCCUCUCAUGGGGACAGGCCAUCACCCACUGACCCAUGUGAAGUGCCAAUGCCCUCCCCACCCAGAGCCAAGCCCCCACCCUUCCCAGGCCCACAAGUGAGAUUGCACAUUAACUACUGUACGGAGAGGAGCGGUGUUGGGAAAUGUGAACCCUGAGAGUCAGUGAUGCUGAUAAGAAUAAACAAGACGCCUUUGUAACA